Messenger RNA from Funneliformis geosporum, 510 nucleotides. NCBI's taxonomy places the organism in Eukaryota, Fungi, Glomeromycota, Glomeromycetes, Glomerales, Glomeraceae. The record is from the annotation of a GenBank genome assembly.
AUGACAGAGGUCGAUGACAAGGAAUUGGAUUCAGAAACGAAAACUAAUGGGAAUUUCAAAACUUACUAUCACGUUAAAUUAGAUCAUAAGCAAAUUUUUCCUUAUCAGCAAGUCAAAUUCUUUGUACAUUACAUGGCUGGUAAUGUUUUUGUGAAAAAUGAUGCCUAUGAUAAAAGAGCAUUAAUACAUUAUAAUGAAGAUAAAGGGGAAUAUAAAAAUAUAAAUUUAAUUUUACCAUUCGAAUUUCGAAAACUUAACAUUCCAUCAUCUGUUCCAAUGGUUGCAGCAUCUAUUGCGGCGGCACAAUCUCAAAUGGAAUCUAACACAUCGCCACUACAGCUAAUUUCAAUUCUCUUAACAUCCAUUGUCCAAAAAUUAGAAAUUUCUCAACUAAUAUAUGUACUGUAUGAAGUCCUGCGGUACUUUCAUGUUGUACAGCAAUCAAUAGGUAAUAUUUUGAUGAUUCGGUGGAUAAGCGGGAUCCCACCAUCACUUCUGAUUGGGACUUGA